ACUAAAAAGAGCUCAAAACAAUUUUUAAAAUAAAAAAUGGAAAAGAAAACCAUUUUUAUGGCAUUUUUUGCAAUCACGGUGUUGCUCUCAUUUUCUUAUUCAAGUUUGGCCAUAGCAGACGAUCUUAAGGAGAUGCUAUACAGCGAGUUUAAGGUUGGUACUGAAGUUUAUUGGCCGAGUCCCGAUCACUAUAAUUUCAAGGUUAUCCGUAGACAAUCAAUAAAAGAUCUCAAAAAUCUUAUUGACUGUGGGAUUAAGAUGGGAUUUGAUGGGCAUUAUUGUAACCAUGACAUUAUGGACGAAGUUCUUCGGAACAAAAGUGCGUCGAGAAAAUGUUGUCGGAGUAUAGUGAAAGCUGGGAAGCAAUGCCAAAUAAGUUAUAUGAAACUGUUUUCUCAGUUCUAUCAAUUCAAAGGUGUUAGUUCUAAAGCUUUGGCCAAAACUGCCGAAAUAUGGAAAAAAUGUUCUGCUCAAAUGGGAGGCAUUGCACCAUUUUCUGGUUAA
Messenger RNA from Camelina sativa (false flax), 504 nucleotides. RefSeq names its product protein DOWN-REGULATED IN DIF1 11-like. The record is from RefSeq and is a predicted model, not a curated record. Lineage: Eukaryota; Viridiplantae; Streptophyta; Magnoliopsida; Brassicales; Brassicaceae.